AUAUAAGGAAAAGUGUGGGCAAGAGAUGCAAGACAACAGAGGUUCAGUUUAUCCAGUUAUCUUGAAUGGUUGUGUGGAUAGAUGAAUGGUCUCACCAUUUGUGAAUCAAAUGUCUGCAUCAAAAAAUGCUGAAACUUGAAGGCAGUAUGGUAGCCGUGGAGGGAGCCUUGGGGAAACAGCUGUUUAGCAAUGGAGUUCAAAACUUCAACAGUAAGCUGGCAUCAAAACCCCAGAUUCAAGUUCCAAGGCCAGAAACAAUAACAGUGUAUCAGACUUCAUUUUAUCUCAGAGUACCCAAAAUCUCAACCCAACACAGGGAUGCAGUAAAGAGUUAUGCGAUGAGGAGGAGAAGGGCAUAUUCUCAGACUGAAACAUAUGUCUUGAUGGAACCUGGAAAGGAUGAGGAGUUUGUCUCCCAGGAAGAGUUAAAGGCCAGAUUGAAAGGUUGGCUAGAAAAUUGGCCAGGCAAGGCCCUACCCCCAGACCUUGCAAAGUUCCAAACCAUUGAUGAUGCUGUCAUGUACCUGGUAAAGGCUGUGUGUGAACUUGAAAUUGAUGGUGAUGUUGGUUCGAUCCAGUGGUACGAAAUCCGGUUGGAGUGACAUACUACAAGAAUUUGAGCUUCACCCUAAUUGAAGCCCUUUUCAUGUCCUUGUUUGAAACAUUAAAUUGGAUGUUCCACUGCAUUAUUUUUCAGGUU
Messenger RNA from Vitis vinifera (wine grape), 700 nucleotides. RefSeq names its product protein CHLORORESPIRATORY REDUCTION 7, chloroplastic. NCBI's taxonomy places the organism in Eukaryota, Viridiplantae, Streptophyta, Magnoliopsida, Vitales, Vitaceae. Gene Ontology annotation, cellular component: chloroplast stroma. The transcript is spliced from 3 exons. The record is from RefSeq and is a predicted model, not a curated record. The coding region runs from base 126 to 602 and encodes 158 amino acids.